UGAAGCUUUAUAUUCCGGAAGUUGUUUCGAAGGCGUAAGGUUUGGGAGAAGCAUUAAUUGACCUGGAAGUUAUUUGUAUACAGAGUUUUCUUAGAGAAGCCAAUUGUUAUGAGCUGAUUGCCAAACACAAUUCAGAAGUUGUUGACGAGCAGGAUAAGAUGCACACGCCUACGAUGUAUUAUAUGGAGGGUUUCGUAUGGCGGUCAAGGAACAGAAACCCAUUGAAGGGUACUAUUUAUUGUUAUCGUACGUUGAAGGAUCAGAAACCGAGCUUUCAGAAGCCGUGAUUGAAAAGGGAUGCAGACAAAUAGAAAUGAUGGGGGGUAUAGACGACGUUGGUAUGAAACUUUGCAAGGUUAUUAAUGAUAAUUUUAUAUAUUUAAAUUUUUCAUAUACUAAGAAUCAAGAGCAGAGAUAUGAAGUUUCUAAAGAAGUGAAAGGAUUCAAGAGCCAUUGGGAAUCAGAGAUGCGUUUGGUCGAAGACUAAGGUAUUACCUUUACAAAGUAAUACUUUUAUUUUAUACAAA
This is a messenger RNA of Hyphopichia burtonii NRRL Y-1933, 527 nucleotides long. RefSeq lists its product as uncharacterized. Bases 197 to 487 code for a protein of 96 amino acids. The transcript has a single exon. Lineage: Eukaryota; Fungi; Ascomycota; Pichiomycetes; Serinales; Debaryomycetaceae. The record is from RefSeq and is a predicted model, not a curated record.